Messenger RNA from Larimichthys crocea (large yellow croaker), 4882 nucleotides. It is a transcript of the gene adnpb, whose product is annotated as activity-dependent neuroprotector homeobox b. The transcript has 4 exons. Gene Ontology annotation, molecular function: DNA binding. The coding region runs from base 556 to 3789 and encodes 1077 amino acids. Gene Ontology annotation, cellular component: nucleus. Gene Ontology annotation, biological process: regulation of gene expression. The record is from RefSeq and is a predicted model, not a curated record. NCBI's taxonomy places the organism in Eukaryota, Metazoa, Chordata, Actinopteri, Sciaenidae.
UAAUGAGCCGGGGAUCUCACAAUGAGAUUAUUUAUGCUAAUCAAGCAGAUGUCACUUCCGCCCCUUUUAUUUGCGCCAUUUUGGAUAGGGCAGUUUCAGGGCUGGAUGUGUAUUGUCUGUCAGAGAGCGGAGAACAGGCAACGCGCUGUCGGCUGCCAGACACACAUACACACACACACAUACACACACUUUGGCCAUUUAUUUGAAAGAGUGAAGACGCCGCUAGUCGCCCCCGACUAUAAGACACGCGUGUGGCCGCGGUACUUGCACACAAUGGAGGCUUUAAUUGUCUAAUGAGUCCCGGAGGCGUCCUGUUCCCGUUUGCCGACCAGAGGGAAGAAGAGAGCCCCAGUCGGCGAGGGAGAAUCGGCUUCGGAGGAUAAGACCGACGGCCGGUGCUGGUUCUCUCUCUCUCUCCCUCUCUCUGUCUCUGUCUCUCUCCCCCCGCGAAGCUACUUGUCACCUGGAGGAAUAUUGCCGACACCUCGGGAGAGCGGUGGAGGUGACACACUGCACUCGGACGGGAGCGCUUGGAUGUGAGAGCAGCCGGGCAGAAUGUUCCAGCUCCCUGUCAAUAACCUGGGCAGUCUGCGGAAAGCGAGGAGAAAUGUCAAGAAGGUCCUGGGAGACAUCGGCUUGGAGUUCUGUCGAGAUCACCUAGAGGACUAUAAAGACUUCACUCCUCCAGAGGUGUAUAUAAAGCACACUACAUGGGAAGAUGUGUGCAUGUGGGAACCAUCGCAUACCAAAGUCCAGGACUACAGAUCAAAGCCUUUCUGCUGCUCCGGCUGCCUCUUUUCAUCCAAGUACUUCUCGGCAUACAAGAGCCACUUCCGCAAUGUCCACAGCGAGGACUUUGAGAACAACAUCCUGCUCAACUGCCCCUACUGCACUUACAAUGGCAACAAAAAGACUCUGGAAACGCACAUCAAACUUUUCCACAUGCCUAACAACACUGUGCGCCAAGGCCCUGGCGGUAUGGUGGCCGGAGCCGGCGGGAUCAUGAUGAAGGACGGGGUGCUGAAGAGGACCGGGGACAGCGUGGAACAGGCGGUGUACUACUGCAAGAAGUGCACCUACAGGGACCCUUUGUACAAUGUGGUGCGAAAGCACAUCUACCGGGAACACUUCCAGCAAGUGGCCCAGCCCUACAUUGUGAAACCAGGAGAGAAGACAAACACUCAGAACGGCGGCUCAGCAGGAGCCACGGGGAAUACAGAGAGUAGUAACACAAACAAUGUUAACAGUAACCAGAUUCACUGCAAGAAGUGUCUGUUUGUUCCGAGGACCUAUGAGGCGCUUGUCCAACACGUCAUUGAGGACCACGAGAGGAUUGGCUACCAGGUGACUGCCAUGAUUGGGCAUACCAGUGUGAUAGUCCCCCGUCCUAAACCCAUCAUCAUGAUUCCCCCCAAAACUCAAGGAGAUAAGACCAUCAUUGGGAUGGGCCCUAAAGGCGCAGUAAUGGCCACGACCAGGUCGCCUAGCUCACAGCAGCUGGGUCGAGUUGUCAUCGCAUCAAAGACGGGCUUCAACUCGAGUCUCCUGUCUGGAAUGAGACAUGAUGGAGUAAGAUUAAAGGCCGGAGGUACCCAGUCGUUCUCUAUCGGUGGCCAGCAGGUGAGGGUUAGUCUACCUGGGAACGCCCAGGUUUCUGUGCCCCAGCAGUCACACGCAGCAAAGCAGCUUUUGUCUGGUGGCGGCCUGAGGAGUCCAGUUGUGGUCGGUUCCUCACUCAAAUCCAACCCCUUGGGUUCACGUGUCCAGGCGGCCGCUACUACUGUCGCCUCCGUCACAGCAAAGAAAGGCGGUUCCUCGGUCCUCGGCACAUCCUACACCCAGAAGUGGAAAAUCUGCACUAUCUGCAACGAGCUCUUCCCCGAGAACGUGUACAGUUCUCACUUUGAGAAGGAGCACAAAGCUGAGAAGGUGCCCGCUGUAGCCAACUACAUCAUGAAGAUCCACAACUUCACCAGCAAGUGUCUCUACUGCAACCGCUAUCUCCCCAGUGACACAUUGUUAAACCACAUGUUGAUCCACGGUCUGUCUUGCCCGCACUGCCGCGCAACCUUUAAUGACGUUGAAAAGAUGGUGGCCCACAUGCGGGUGUCACAUCCAGAUGAGAGCGUCGGCCCACGCACAGAUUCCCCCUUGACCUUUGACCUCACCCUGCAGCAGGGCAAUCCCAAGAACGUUCAGUUGAUUGUCACUACCUACAACAUGAGAGACGCCCCAGAGGAGUCGGUGGCGUUUCACGCUCAGAACAACAACACCUCUGUCUCAUCCUCUUUGUCUGCCUCCCUAAUAUCAGGCAAAAGGUUAAUGCCUCCGCAUCCACCCAAAACACCUUCAGGGGCCGCUGACGGUGCACCAACCAAGAGUGCCCCGCAGGCAUCUGUGCCCUACAAGAGGGAUGUGGGCAAGACCCUAUGUCCGCUCUGCUUCUCUAUCCUCAAGGGCCCAAUCUCAGACUCACUGGCCCAUCACCUGAGAGAGAGGCACCAGGUGAUUCAGACAGUCCACCCCGUAGAAAAGAAACUGACCUAUAAGUGUAUUCACUGCUUAGGAGUUUAUACCAGUAACAUGACUGCCUCCACCAUCACACUACACUUGGUGCAUUGUCGAGGUGUAGGGAAGUCCCAGAAUGGGCAGGACAGCCGAGCAGCUCAUUCUUCUCGGGUUGGCCAGGCCCAGAGCAGCGCUCUCAAACGGGCCAGCUUUGAUAGCUCUGACACUAGUGCGCCAAAACGAAGGAGGACGGGACCCCCCGGGGAAAGGGCCCACCCACGGGACAACAAUGGCCCAUCAGCAUUUGUAGAAAAUCCCGAUGAGCCCGUGGUUUUGGCUCUAGACCCCAAAGGACAUGAAAACGAGUCGUACGAGUCCAGGAAGGCAUUUCUAACGCAGUAUUUCAAUCGAGCUCCAUACCCCACGAGACGGGAGGUGGAGAAGCUGGCGGCCAGUCUGUGGCUGUGGAAGUCGGACAUCUCCAGUCACUUUGUCAACAGGAGGAGGAAAUGCAUACAGGAGUGCGAAACCCAGAGCACCAGCGUGUUGCUGGGCUUUAGUAUGCACGAGCUCAGCAAAGUGAGUCAUGAGCUGGCGUUGGUCCAGGAUGGCGUGUACGACGGCAGACACAGCAAGAGGCGGACGUCUAGUACGCACAUCGGGGUGUCCGAGCAGGCUCUGCAAAGACACAGGGAGCUUAUAGCUGCUAACGGUGGCGUGGCCCCGCCACCGAAGGAAAGGCCAGCUGGGACUGUGGAAGGCACCAGAACAACGCCAUCCGGCCCCAAAUCCAACAGUGCCAGCAGAGACCAAACCAAGACAAUCAACAGCACCAUACCACAGAAAAUGCCUCUAGACCUCUCGGAGCCCAUUGCCAUUGACUCUGACAGUGAUGAGGAAGAGCAGCAGAGGGAUAACAAUGAACGAGAGGAAGAGGUACAUCUCCAUGGUAACGAACAGCAUACUGGAGCUAAGGAGAGAACAGAGCCAAGGACAGGGGCCAAGAUUGUCUCAGAUCUAGAUGAUAUGUCAGACGACGACGAUGAUGAGGAUGAGGACGACGACGACGAAGAAGAUGAUGAUGAUGACGACGACGACGACGAUGAGGACGACGAUGAGGACGAAGGGGAGCAUGUGGAGAACGGUUUUGGGCCCGCCGAGGGCUCAGGAAGACAGGCUGCUAAAGGAAGAGACACUCUACCCAUCAUCAUUCCCAAGUUUGUACCAUCAUCUGCAAGAAGCGGGAGAGACGGGGUCCAGCUGAGCAAACAGCAGGUCUGACUGAUGAAAUCAAAAAGACUCGCAGAGUCGGAGAGACACUUCAGAUUUGAUCCACGCCAACGAAUCUGCCUCGCCUGAACCGAAGAAGCUGCCGGGCUAUCGCUUGGUAUCUGUGCAGGAGAGCGCGAUAAGGAGAGAACUCAAAACAAGCCAUCCAAUGACAUUCAAAGGCAGGACUCAACGAGCAGCUAGGAUUGAUGUAAAGAUUUGUACACAAAGUUUUAAUGUUUCCUUCCCCGAGCGGGAGGGGAGGCGCAAAGACAAACAGUGAAGUUACACCAAACAAACAAAAAGUUUUUUGCCUUCUAUAUACUUUAUUACAUUGAGAUAAGGAGUUAUUAAUGUUGAUUUGGCCACUGAGCUUGUAAACGUGGCUUAAAAAUAUUGAGUUGUUGUGAGUGAAAGCUUUUAAGCUGACCAGAUAAUCCAUCAUUUUUCAUGUAGUUAUACUGAGAUGGGUCAUGUAAAUUUGUACAGUCUUUUAGACAUGUUUGGACACAUGUUGCCGUACAUGUACCCUUAAAUAUUUGCUAUUACCUGUGUGUAAGGUAGCCUCAUAUGUUCUACAUUGGUAUGCUUAACAAUAGGUGUCGCUUUGGUGGCUGGUAUUUUCUUGUAUGUUUAAGUUUAUUUUUUAACAAAAACCUAGUUUUUUUGCAAAAUAAUAUAUCUAUAUAUAAAUGAAAUAACAGAAUUGAUUUGCUUUUAAUUUGAUUAGAUUUUAUUUUUUCAAUUUUAUCCUUUUUUUUUUUUUAAUGGUUUCUGUUCUUAAAGAAUAGUGGCACAGAUCUAUUGGAAUUCUGUCACAGUACAAAGGAGCAUUUCACCAACUACUCGCAGCCUCGACUCUGCUGCACGGUCUGUUUUCACACUUUGAACUUGAUGUUUCUUUGCCCCGCAAGACCGGACAGUAACCACCACACUGACAUCCACACAAGUGAAAGCAUUUCUUCUUUCUUUUUUUUCUUUUUUUUUUUUUCAAAAAAGAGAGUUGUGUUUAAUAUGUGUUUUUUGAAUCGUGCGUAUUUGUUUUAUGUUUUCAUUUUUCACUUAAGCAUUUAUGAACAAUAAAGUGCUGUAAUUGUGCUUCUCA